AGGUGAAGGUGAAGAUAACGAAGGGAGAGAAAGAAAGGAUGGGUACCUUGUUGCGCGUCUCCACUCCAAUAUCUGCAUUCGCUUCCUUCAGGCUGAGGGCCCCACCCGUGAACUCGCCGGCGCUUUGCAUCCACGGCGGCGGUCGGAGCCGGAGGGGGUCGGCGGCGGGGGCUCGUGCGGGUCCCACCAUGAAAAGCAUCCUCUUCGCCGUCGCGCUUCCCUCGUCUCUUCUGGGCGUCACCAUCUUAGCGGCGCUUCGAAUGGGCGAUAAGCUGGACCGAGACUGGCUCGAGGAGAUGGCCAAAAAUGAAGCUGCGUUGGAAAUUGAUGAAUAUGAUGACGAUGACGAUGAUGAUGACGGUGGCGGCCAAGAGGAGAGCAGUGCAGAGACUUACGUGCGACAGCCUGCCCUUCGCAACAGACCCAAAAGGGAAGCUUAAAAUUUGAUGGUGUUUGUAUUUUAGAUCAGCAGACUCACCGGUGUAAUGGGAGAGGAGAGGUGUCUUACUUCAAUCAUCAACCUUCAAGUUUCCCAGUUCAUGUAUUGGUUAGCUUGCCAUAUAAUCUUUUGAAAUAGCGCUAAUCAUGUAAGAUGAAUCUAAUGUCUAUACCUUGAAAAAUGAAAAGGUUUAUAAUGUGAUGCAACAGAGCAUUUCAUUUUUCCAGAUGUAAGAACAAAUACUAUUUAUUUUCAAAAUACCAAUGGAAAAGAUAAGGUAAAUACGCUAUAUUUUCCUAGUUUUCACAUUUCAGUGCGGAACAAAUAGCUUUGUUUCAUCUGUGAGUAGACACAAAUCCCUUUGUAGUCAUCACCUACUAUUUUGUUUGCCGUGAACCUUUAUGCCGAUUGUUA
Molecule: messenger RNA, 853 nt
Organism: Cajanus cajan (pigeon pea)
Lineage: Eukaryota; Viridiplantae; Streptophyta; Magnoliopsida; Fabales; Fabaceae
Gene: HCF153
Product: high chlorophyll fluorescence 153
Source: RefSeq, a predicted model, not a curated record